Molecule: messenger RNA, 2386 nt
Organism: Chiloscyllium plagiosum (whitespotted bambooshark)
Lineage: Eukaryota; Metazoa; Chordata; Chondrichthyes; Orectolobiformes; Hemiscylliidae
Gene: atg4a
Product: autophagy related 4A, cysteine peptidase
Biological process (GO): autophagosome assembly; protein processing; protein delipidation
Cellular component (GO): cytoplasm
Molecular function (GO): protein-phosphatidylethanolamide deconjugating activity; cysteine-type endopeptidase activity
Source: RefSeq, a predicted model, not a curated record
ACAGAAAGAUCUGAACUCCUGUCAGAUGUGAGAUCAAGACUUUGGUUUACUUACAGGAAGAAGUUUUCCCCAAUAGGAGGAACUGGUCCCUCAUCUGAUGCUGGCUGGGGAUGUAUGCUGCGCUGUGGACAGAUGAUCCUGGCACAAGCAUUAAUAUGCAGACACCUAGGAAUGGAUUGGCGCUGGGAGAAAGGCAAAUGGCAGCCUGAACAGUAUCACCGGAUUCUGCAAUGUUUUCUAGACAGAAAAGACAGCUGUUACUCAAUUCAUCAAAUGGCCCAGAUGGGAGUGGGAGAGGGUAAAUCUGUAGGGGAGUGGUACGGACCCAACACAGUGGCCCAAGUACUAAAAAAGCUUGCUUUAUUUGAUGACUGGAAUGCACUGGCAGUUUACAUUUCCAUGGACAAUACUGUAGUUAUUGAGGAUAUCAAAAAACUUUGCAAACAUUGGUCUGAAAAUUGCAGGUUACAAACAGAUACCUCACUAUACAGAGGUGAUGUGUCCAAAAAUCAGACUGUAUCCGUGCACUGUAAGGAUUGGAAGCCACUUUUGUUGAUCAUACCUCUACGUAUGGGAAUAAACCACAUCAAUCCAGUUUACAUUAAUGCGUUAAAGGAAUGUUUUAAAAUGCCUCAGUCUUUAGGAGUCUUAGGUGGAAAACCAAACAAUGCUUAUUAUUUUAUAGGAUUUCUCGGAGAUGAACUAAUCUAUUUGGAUCCUCAUACGACUCAAGCUGCAGUAGACACAGAGGACGAUGGGAGUGUGGAUGACUACAGUUAUCACUGCCAGCGAAUACCACAUCGUAUGAAAAUCACACAUCUUGACCCCUCAGUAGCUUUAGGAUUCUUUUGCAACACUGAAAGAGAUUUUGAAAGCUGGUGCAAUUCUGUGCAAAAGGAAAUUCUGAAGACGCGUAACUUCCGAAUGUUUGAAUUGGUUGAGAAACACCCUCCACACUGGCCUCCUUUUGUCCCUGCGACCAAACCUGAAGUGCAGACCACAGGAGCAGAGUUUGUUGAGCCAGCUGACAAGCUGUUUGAGUCAGAGGAAGAAUUUGAAAUUCUCAACGUUUAAAGCAGCCGGUUGGACCUCCAAUUACUGCUGCUGAAUGAUUACAGCAGAGACUGUCAACCAUUUUUAUCAUUCAAGCAGCCUUUUUAACAAGACAAGUGCCUGAUUUCAUAAGGACAUGGGAAAAUUUGCAGCACACUUGAAAAUAAUGAAAUAACUCCCACUUAACAAGCAAGUUGCUUCCACGUAGUUGACUCGCAACCUCAUUUUUUUUUUGAACAAAACCAGAAGAGACAGAAAAUUCUAACAAAUGGAUCUUCCUCAUUUUUGGUGAUCAUCUGGAAGCAAGUGUUAUUUAGAAAAAGAUGUUGUUGAGAGGAAGUGGCAAUAUGAGCAGGACAACAUUCAAAGAAAGUGACUGGUUUUUAGAUGAAGAGAACCUUUCAUGCACAAGAUGGUAGCAUUAUGCUCUACUCAAUGCUUCUGACUGUUAAUUAUCCUACGGAUCGUCUGGAGCCUAUGUCUUGGAGAGAUGAGUAUCCUCCUAUUUAUCUGUUCUUUAUCCACCUGAAAUAGGGGAUGUGUGUCCCAUAACUGAGUCUAUCGUCAAUGCUGCAUUCCCACUUCAAAUCUUCUGGGUUUUUUUGAGGGUAUCAUUGUGAUUUUCAACUUCAUGUAUGGACUUUUCCACUUUUUGUCAAAUAUAAAAUUCCAAUGUAUUUAUGGCUUCAUGCCCAGUAUUGUUUUUGUGUACUAUUAGUAUUGUGCAUUCAUUUGACUGCCCCAAAAAGUCCAAAUCUUUGUGUAAGCCACAACAUUGCAGUGUGCAUUGUAACAUUUUAAUUUUUAAAUUUCCCUCAAAAAAACUUUUAAGUUUCAUUUGAUUAAUGUGAACUUAGAAACUAACAAUAUACCAGUCCUGUCCAGUACAAAACUAUUUAUUUUAGAGUGAUGCCUGCACAAAGCAAGUGUCAUAUAAGAGCUAUAUGUCAGCUUGAAAAUAUAGGAAAUACACAGCCAUUUUAAAAAAAACUUAUCCCAUGUAGCUUUUCAGAUAUUAGCUAUCAGCUCCAGCUUUUUCACAUGACAGCAUUGUCUGUCCUAACCCAAGAUAUUGGCUCCAUUUUUAAGAUGGACAUGCAAAUUAACUAGUUUGUGCAAUCAAGAGUUGGCAUUGCAUUGUCCUUAGGCUUUAUAAUGCCAUGCUUUUAUACCAUGCAUCUAAAUAUUAGUCAGCUACUAAGUAUGUACUAUACAUUAUCUGUAUUGGGCAGCUUUAGCUGUUCCGAAUGCAAAAGGAUUUAUCUUAUUUAAACAAUGCUGGAUGCAAGCGACUACACAUUAAAUAACCUCAAAAUAAACUGUGUUUAGCAGC